Messenger RNA from Lytechinus variegatus (green sea urchin), 3196 nucleotides. RefSeq names its product myosin-10-like. Gene Ontology annotation, molecular function: ATP binding; protein kinase activity. Gene Ontology annotation, biological process: protein phosphorylation. The record is from RefSeq and is a predicted model, not a curated record. NCBI's taxonomy places the organism in Eukaryota, Metazoa, Echinodermata, Echinoidea, Temnopleuroida, Toxopneustidae. The transcript has 10 exons. The coding region runs from base 52 to 2211 and encodes 719 amino acids.
AAAUAUCUGGCCGCAGCGACCGAAGAAAAUGAGAGACACAUCGAACUAGCUAUGAAGCUGAAGGCAGAAAAUGAAGAUCUUUUCCGACAACUCACCACGGCUCAAAACCAGAAGAAACUGAUCAUGAAAAAUCAAAUCAUCAGUACCAGAGUGAAGGACUUGGAGAAGUUGGUGAAAGAGACUGUGGACAAAAACAUCAAGCUUGAACAUGAAAUCGAGAAAGCUACUUCCAGACCUGCUCAGUCACAAUAUAUCAUCGAAGAUCUUACAAAGACAAUUGAGGAGCUUGAGAGAGAAAGGGAAGAACUGACAGAAAGGCUUCAAACUGCUGAUAUUGUAAGCAAGGAUUUGACUGAUAAAACCGAGACAGCCUUUGAAAAGAUGAGAGAAAUGGAAGAGCUAAAAAAUGAGAUGGAAGAAAAGAACAAGAAACUGGAGUUCGAUGUCAAGCUUACGAAAAACAAAGUAGAGGCUGCAUUAUCAAUGGUCGAUGAUUACAAGAAAGAUGUCGCCGAUAUGAAAGUCCAAAAUAGAGGUCUAAAAAAUCAAGUGGAUUUCCAGAAAAAUAAAGUUCAGGAUCUUGAAGGUCAAGUGUCUAAGCUGAAGGAACAAAGUGUCUCGAUGGAAAAGAAACUGGAAGACGCAGAGCAAACGGUAAAAUACAUGGAAGACCUUAAGGAGAAAGAGAUGGAUUACCUUAAGGAGAAAGGGCUGAACGACCUUAAGGAGAAAGAAACUGAAAUUAACGAAGUGAGAUACCAACUCGAGGCAAAGAAGGCAAAAGUUGAAGCGAUGGAGACAGAGAAGAAGGAUCUGCAAGGGAAGGUCUCUGAGAUGAGGAAGUUAAAGGAGAUACUGGAAGUGAAAGUAGCAGAGGCCGAGACAAGAGAGAAAGAGGUGGAGGAUGAAAUGGAGGCUAUUAAAGCUGCUCUGAACACGGCAGCUGUUGAGUAUGGUCUGCUUACUGAUGUCGGGGAUACACUCACAAUCACAGACUUGUGCCAGUCACUUGAUGACAUGAGGCAACUCAAUGCACAUAUGAAACUCGAGAUGAACGACUUGGAGCAGGCUAAAGCCAAUCUUGAAGAAAUGUUGAAGGCGAGUGAUGCUUAUUUCAAGAGUGGGGAUUCUGUUGACGAAAAAAGUAUCGGAGCGCGUGAAAGGACUGAACUGAAGGAAACGAUCAAAGAUCUUCGAUUCCAGGCUUACAAACAGGAGCAUCUCCUCAAGAAACUCAGAUAUGAAGUCUCACAAUUUCACGAGUUCAUAUUGAAAAAGCAGGACACUAAGUUUAGCGACAUGCCUUAUGUCGACAGAGCAGUGGUCAUGCGUAUUUACUCCGAUGUCAAACUCAAAACCAUCGAUGCUGCUGACAUCUCCUUCUUACCUAAAGCCCAGGAUAAUGACGACGACGAGGAUGAGAUCGGGAAAGGUGCUUUCGGGAAGGUGUUCUUGAGGCAAUACAAAGGCCAGGCCGUCGCCGUCAAGGUUCCGUAUAUAAGUGAACGGGUGAAUGAUGAGGAUGCUACGAAGCGGAUGAUACGAAUCAAAGCAAACCAUGCUCGUACCACCAUGGAAGCUUUAGUCCACCUUGCACUUGCUGACCAUCCAUCUUUCCCAAAGACAAUCGGUGUCGUUGACAUUGAUGGGGCCCCUUCACUCGUUCUGGAGUUCCUCGGCGACAAGGAAACAGGUGACGUCUUUUCCCUUAGCCAGGCCAUCAAACAUCCCAGCCCUUCACUAAGGCAGAAAGACUGGUUUGGUAUCAUCACGGACAUCGUCAACGGAAUGAAGACAAUGCAUGCUAAAGGUCUCCUCCACAACGAUCUAAAACCCAACAACGUUCUUUUGCAGUGGGACUACAAUGAUAAAAGAUGGCAUGCUUUCAUCAUUGAUAUGGGCAAAGUGUCCACCCAGACCGUACCUGUCAAACAUCGUCACAUGCCUGAAGAUGACCGCGAGCAGUACAAAGAAGGUUCCAUGUUUCAGCAUCUAGCUCCAGAAUAUAUGUUGGACCAACAACCCAUGUCUGUUGAAACUGACAUCUUCUCUAUGGGAAAGGUAAUUGGUCGGAUCGAGGGGAAAGUGAUGAACAAUCGGAUCUUGAGAGAGUUAGUCGCUGAGAUGACGAAUGUUAAACCACGUCUUCGACCUUCAUGGAAGGACAUUGAGAAGGCUGUUGCAAAAGCUCGGAAGAAGUGUCUGUCAUGACCCUUCGCUAUUUGGAUAAAAUUGAUUUUGUAGUGUCAGGUAGCUGAGGUUGUUUAUAUUUGAUUUGAAGAUGAAAAUAUCCUGGCAUUCAAUCAUUAUUACAGAAAUUAAAUUUAAGAUUAUAUUCAAUAGAGAAAUAAGAUAAAAAAAGAUGGCAUAAUGUAGGUCAUUAUCAUGAUUAUAUUCAGAGGUAGGCCUUAAAAGAGAAAGCUUUAUGAAACAUGAAAUCAAAGUCCACCGAGAAUCAUCAAUAACGCAGCAUUACGAAAUGUUUUCUUCAAAUAGUUCGAAAUCAAUGAAAAGUUUUAUAUAUAAUAUAUUUGCUGAUUUUUAUCUGCAACAUCAAAAUGCCAUAGGAUUAGGAAUAGCUAUCGAAUUGAAGGGCAAAACGAAUUUGUUAUAUUGUUAUACCAUUAUUAUGCUGUUGAUAGUUUAUUCUUAUACUGUAUGUUGCAUUAGGAAUGAUGAUAGAAUUUGCUUCAGAAAGUUAACAGAACAGAGCUUUGACCAUUGAACGAAUAAGAAUAGUAGGAAGCUAUAAGUGAUAAGUCUGAAAAGCGUCUGAUCACACUAUAUUUAAGUGAUUUUUUCGAGUCUUUUAGUACUGUAGGAAUCCACAUCUCAUGCUAGCCAACUCUUUCUUCCUCACAGGCGUCCAGAAAUUGCUUCUAAGAUCUUUGCAUUUCCUUGGCCAGUUAGAAAUCGACAUCUUUCUCUGUCUUGAAAAUAAGUGAUUAGAAGUAGUUUCUGCGAUUUGUUUGUUGCGGGAUUGGAGGUUUGCGUGAUGUUGUGGAUUUCAGGCGGGAAGGGAAUUGGUAAAUCACGUGACAGACGGUUCUGGGGUCAAAGGUCGACGAAUUUCCCUUUGCCUCAGAACAAGAAAGCAAAGAAAAAAGUGAAGAAAGGCUGGUCCUUACAAGAUUGAAAAGUUUAAAAUGGUGUUUUAAGAAAAUCUUGUAUACAUGUACAUUGUAAAUAAAAUUAU